Molecule: messenger RNA, 606 nt
Organism: Cylindrotheca closterium
Lineage: Eukaryota; Bacillariophyta; Bacillariophyceae; Bacillariales; Bacillariaceae
Source: the annotation of a GenBank genome assembly
AUGCUAGAAACGGUGGAAAAGGAAGGCAAAACCUCCAUCAUUUCAUGGCUGCCAGGUGACCCACAAGAUACUUUCAAAGUCCAUGAUAAAGAUAAGUUCAUGCAGCAGGUAUUGCCGCGCUUCUUCAAUCAGACCAAGUUCAAAUCGUUUCUUCGACAACUGAACUUAUGGGGAUUUGAACGAAUACUCGAAUCAGGUCCAAGGCGUGGAGGUUACCGCCAUUCAUUAUUCAUCAAGAAUCAGCCCUUUUUAUGUACUAAAAUGAAGAGAACGAAGAUAAAGGGUGCAAAACAAGGGGAUACAGGGGACUCCCAACAGCAGCAGACGGAAGGGGAGCAACAUCAUCGUGAGGCAAUAUCACACCGCAGUGAUGACGCUGGAGGACAGCGUCUAACCCGGAACAAAACGAAUUUUCUGAAUGACGAAGAGACUUCAUUCGAUACCAUUGAAUACGAAAAGAUACCAGAUCAUGUUCCUGUUGCCGCAGACCUAUCCCGCAUGUAUGAUGAGAUGUCUGUUCUGCUUCUUCCUCCCGCUGAAGCGGAGGAACAUAGUCCCAUACUCCCCCAACCGACUACCAACUUGAAGAGACCGGCUAUAAUGUGA